Anopheles cruzii is the source of this 441-nucleotide messenger RNA. RefSeq names its product retinol-binding protein pinta-like. The transcript has a single exon. The annotation marks the transcript as partial. NCBI's taxonomy places the organism in Eukaryota, Metazoa, Arthropoda, Insecta, Diptera, Culicidae. Gene Ontology annotation, molecular function: phosphatidylinositol bisphosphate binding. The record is from RefSeq and is a predicted model, not a curated record. Gene Ontology annotation, cellular component: membrane.
AUGCCGAACAUUAGGCCCCUGUCUGCCGAGUUGGCAAAGAAAGCCGCCGACGAGCUAUUUGAAAACCCGAAACGACUGGAUGAAGAUCUGGCCGCGCUGCGGACGUGGCUGGCAAAAUGCCCUCACAUCAAGGCACGGACGGACGAUCAGUUCUUGAUGACGUUUCUGCGCGGCUCGAAGCACAGUCUUGAGAGGGCGAAGGAGAAGCUUGAUAUGUACUACUCGGUUCGGACGUCCAUGCCGGAACUGAUGCGCAAUCGUGAUCCUGAGGAGGCCAAGAUUAAGGAGCUGAUCGAGUUGGGAUCACUGAUACCGCUACCAAACACAGUAACCCCGGAUGGCCCGAGAAUCAUUCUAGUUCGACCCGGAGUGUACGACCCUAGUAAAUACACGAUUAAAGAGGUGUUCAAGUACAACACCAUGGUGGCCGAUAUUAUGAUG